AUGGAGUCUUUGGCGUUUAGUCCGAGACAGCUCGACGGCUCAGGGGAACAGUCCCAGGACUCUGGCAGGAGCACUGGCAGUGUUUUCCGUCCAUCAAACCCAGACACAAGCUGCAAUGGCAGACAGCUUCAAACAACGAUCAAGGCUCGUACCGGAGGAGUACUUCAAACAACGAAUACGAACGUAGCCAGCAAUGGCACAGCGCAUCAUACAGCUAAGACAGAUAAGGAUUUGGCCUUAGAGGGAACACUGCCUUCUGAUUCAAGAAAACGGAGACAUCAAGAAAAUCACGGAGACAGCAAACGACGCAUCACGUCUGAGGCCUGUACUGGCGCUGUGUUCCCUGCACCCAAAACAGCUGUAGCCUCGUGUCACGUCAUGCCUUCUACUACAACUACAAACAACACGGGCGCUGACUGUGCGAGCACUACAGCAUUCCCUAUCGAUUUGAGGAAACGAAAACAACAAUCGAAUGGUGACAUUUUCUGUUCGUUGUUCGAGCCUACGGGAGAAGAGCUGGGCACCGGGUGCUUUGGCUCUGUCUCCACAUACAGAAACAAGGAAACAGGGAAGGAAUUCGCUGUCAAAGUCAUGAAGAACUGUCGGAAUAAAAAACUUCGUAGAGUACUGAGUGAGAUCGAGACUUGUCAGCGCUACAGGAACUCUGAAAACAUCCUCCAUUUCGUGGACUUUUAUAGGGCGGGAGAUACGUUUUUCCUGAUGUUCGACAAAAUGGCUGGAGGUGAUCUGAGAGACAUGAUGUCAUCAACUCCGUAUCUGCUGAGCGAGUCCCAGGCUUCACGAGUGACCGGCGCCGUCGCCCGAGCGCUCCUUACACUCCACACCGACGGUGUAGCGCACAGAGACCUAAAACCAGAGAACAUUUUGUGCCGCACCCCAGGGAAGGUUACCCCACUCGUCCUUUGCGACUUAGGCCUAGCGAGUGAACUCCCUAUACGUCGUAACCUCUCCGAAGGGAACAAAUUAACCAAGCCUGCACUCACGUCAGUCGUUGGCUGCCCGCAAUACAUGGCACCAGAGGUCGCCGGUUUCCUGUUACCCCCGUCACAGAGGAGAACAGCGCCCUACGACACCCGCUGCGACAUGUGGGGGCUGGGAGUUCUCAUCUACGAAAUGCUCUUCGACUGUCUGCCCUUUGUCGGCCACUGUGCUAAGCACGAGCAAACAACGGACCUCAGUUGUCGGGACUGCGACAAAGACAUGUUCCCGAAGAUCUGCAGCGGCAACUAUUCCAUCCCUACAAACACUCGUGGGUCCUUGUCUGACAGAGUCGUGGAUUUGAUCCGGAACCUCCUGGUCGUUGACCCCCAAGCCCGUUACUCAGCCGCCCAGGUUUUGAAGCAUCCGUUUGUGACAGCACACAGGAACGAUGACGUCACCAGAACCGACUGUCUAACAGCGUCGCCACGACAAUCGUUAUCUGAGUGA
Messenger RNA from Aplysia californica (California sea hare), 1449 nucleotides. RefSeq names its product MAP kinase-interacting serine/threonine-protein kinase 1-like. The coding region runs from base 1 to 1449 and encodes 482 amino acids. The record is from RefSeq and is a predicted model, not a curated record. The transcript has a single exon. Gene Ontology annotation, biological process: protein autophosphorylation; peptidyl-serine phosphorylation; intracellular signal transduction. NCBI's taxonomy places the organism in Eukaryota, Metazoa, Mollusca, Gastropoda, Aplysiida, Aplysiidae. Gene Ontology annotation, cellular component: cytoplasm; nucleus. Gene Ontology annotation, molecular function: calmodulin binding; calcium/calmodulin-dependent protein kinase activity; ATP binding.